Adineta steineri is the source of this 1656-nucleotide messenger RNA. Lineage: Eukaryota; Metazoa; Rotifera; Eurotatoria; Adinetida; Adinetidae. The record is from the annotation of a GenBank genome assembly.
AUGUCAUGUGAAUGUCAUUCAUCAUUCAAUGGUGAAACUGAACAAUUAAUAUGUAAUAAUCAUAAUAAUCUAUUAAAUCAAACAAUAAAAUUAAAAAAUCAAACUAAGCAAAUUGGUCAAUCAUUUGAUACAUUUCAUUUAACAUUUUAUGAUAAAGAAAUUACUGUUUAUCCAAUGUUUAUUAAUGAUUUAUCAUAUUUAUUUCCUCGAUUAUUAACUAUAGGCAAACGAAAAUCAACAUUAAAAAUUACAUUAUCAUUUCAUAAUUUUCAGAAAUUAAAUUUUCAAGAUUAUUCUUUUUAUCAAUUAUUUGGUGAUAAAUCUGAUUAUACAACAAAGUUUUCAUUAGAAUUAACAUCUAAUGGUCAAGUAACAUUUUCACCAAUGGCAUUUAAUCAAAUCAUAGUUGAUCAAAUGUAUAUGCAUAGUUCAUCAUUAGACCCAUAUUCAUUUGAAGAAAUCUUUAACAAUACAAAUAUUGGUGAAUUAACAAUUGAAGGUUUUACACCUCGAAGCAAUGAUACACAAAAGAUAAAUUUUAAUGGUAAAAUUCGCUCAGCUAAAUUUACUAAAAUGGUUGAAAUGGUAUCAAAUGAUGAAUUUCCUAAUUAUCCAGUACGUUCAAUGAUUAUUGAAGCGCAUGAAGCAAGAAGAAUAAAUGCAUCAUCAUUUAUAAAUUAUCGAAAUUUAUAUGGUGUUCAUUUAAUUCGACCAAAUUUUUUCUUUGAUAAUCGUUCAUUUGAUGGUUUUCAAUUUUUAACUAGUCUGGAAACAAUAGAACUUGAUGCGGAAACACUUAAAGAUCAUACAUUUCAGCAUGCAUCACGUAUUCGAUCUUUGACUCUUGGUCAAAAUACUCGUCGUUUAACUAAUCAUUCAUUAGAUCAUUUAGAUUAUUUAACACGUUUUGAUGCAUCAAAAGUAACUCUUGAUCACUUAAAUCCAACAUCAAGAUGUGUAUUAGCACGUUAUAUUGAAAAACAACAAAAAACAAAUCCAUCUAUGAUUAUUUUACCACCACAAGCUGAAUAUUGUGAUUGCAUUCAUGAUUUUAUUUUAACAAUAUUAGAUAAAAAACCUGAUCAAUCCUAUUCAGAUAAAUGUUCAGAUAAUCAACAAGAACGUUGUCAAUUAAGUGAAUGUAAUAUUGUGAAGAAUUUUCGUUUACCAUUAAAGAAAAAAAUAGAUCAUGAACAAAUUGUUGUAUCUCUUGAUGAGGGUAUAAUUGAUACACCAUAUCACUUAUAUCCAACGGAGGAUGAUAGAACAACAACUCAUCGAAUACCAUCUUAUGUUCAUCGACAUCCAGCUGUUGAUCAUUCAUCCCAUACAGAUACUCAGGAUUCACAAACAUCAGCACUUAUAGCCAAUGAACCAAUUGAUCCAAAUGCAAUUCCAACAGAAGAUUAUGAUCAAAAUCCCGAUCCAUCAUCAAUAACAGAUAAUUCAGAAAUAAAACCAAAAGAUCGUUUUAAUGAACGUCGUACAGCAAUGGACAAUGAAAGAUUAAAAUGGAUAGCAUUAAUAUUAGUAUGUAUUACUGUAUUAUGUCUUCUUAUUGUUGGGUUAAUAAUAUGGUUUUUUACUUGUCGUCCAACGCAUCGUGUUAAUAAAGCAGGAUUUCAACCAGUUUUACCAAAUAGUUCAAAUGUUUAA